Messenger RNA from Gastrolobium bilobum, 713 nucleotides. Its product is annotated as probable peroxygenase 4. Gene Ontology annotation, molecular function: calcium ion binding; monooxygenase activity. Bases 51 to 665 code for a protein of 204 amino acids. NCBI's taxonomy places the organism in Eukaryota, Viridiplantae, Streptophyta, Magnoliopsida, Fabales, Fabaceae. The transcript is spliced from 6 exons. The record is from RefSeq and is a predicted model, not a curated record.
GCUCUUCUACUUCUGAAUUUGCUUCCUUUUGGAUUCAGCAUUCUAUCCACAUGGCUUCUUCUCCACCCUCAGAAAGCAAAAAACUAGAGGUAGUAGUUGGUGAUAUUGGGGAGAAACCCAUUCCACUUCAUGAAAACGUUCUACAGAAGCAUGCUGCAUUCUUUGAUUUGAAUAAAGAUGGUGUUAUUUACCCAUGGGAGACUUAUAAAGGGCUGCGUGAAAUCGGAAGUGGGGUCUUGUUGUCCACUGGUGUUGCUCUUUUCAUCAAUUUGGGUCUCAGUCAGAGCACUCGCCCUGGAAAGUUUCCAUCUCUACUUUUUCCAAUUGAAGUUAAGAAUAUCCAACUCGCGAAACAUGGCAGUGACACCGGAGUCUAUGAUACCGAAGGAAGGUUUGUUCCUUCAAAAUUUGAAGAAAUUUUCACCAAACAUGCACAUACACAUCCAAAUGCUUUAACAUAUGAUGAGCUGAAGGAGAUGUUAAAGGCAAACAGAGAGCCUAAAGAUAUAAAAGGAAGGAUUGGUAGCAUGGCUGAAUGGAAACUCCUUUUCAAACUUGCCAAAGACAAGAGUGGCUUGCUGCAGAAAGAAACAAUCCGAGGUGUUUAUGAUGGAAGCUUGUUUGAAUUACUGAAAAUACAACACUCCGCAGACAAAAAGAAGUAAUUCAACCUUGAUUUUAUCAUAGUUUAUUUGUAUAGAAAAAUAUGUAAA